AUGAAAACUCGCCGUCCGCACACUCCUUCCGCCGCCGCAACCGUAAUUCCCUCCUCCCUUCUUCUAAUCCUAACAACAACAUGUCUCCUUCUUCUCUCUUUCUCAAUUCCCUCUCAGUCCGAAGUCAUCACUUUAACCUCCGACACCUUCUCCGAUAAGAUUAAGGAGAAAGAUACUGCGUGGUUUGUGAAAUUCUGCGUUCCCUGGUGCAAGCACUGCAAGAACUUGGGCUCUUUGUGGGAUGAUGUGGGGAAGGCUAUGGAAAAUGAAACUGAAAUAGAGAUUGGAGAAGUUGAUUGUGGCACGGAUAAAGCUGUUUGUACUAAAGCUGAUAUUCACUCGUAUCCGACGUUUAAGGUUUUCUAUGACGGAGAAGAAGUUUCCAAAUAUCAAGGUAAAAGGGAUGUUGAAUCAUUGAAAACUUUUGUUUUGGAUGAAGCUGAAAAGGCAGCAACAAAAGCACAUCAAGCACAUCUCGACAGUGAUAAAGAAUUGUAA
Messenger RNA from Vicia faba (fava bean), 498 nucleotides. The record is from the annotation of a GenBank genome assembly. Lineage: Eukaryota; Viridiplantae; Streptophyta; Magnoliopsida; Fabales; Fabaceae.